Nymphaea colorata (pocket water lily) is the source of this 3471-nucleotide messenger RNA. RefSeq lists its product as uncharacterized. The record is from RefSeq and is a predicted model, not a curated record. The transcript has 10 exons. Lineage: Eukaryota; Viridiplantae; Streptophyta; Magnoliopsida; Nymphaeales; Nymphaeaceae. Bases 174 to 3149 code for a protein of 991 amino acids.
CUCCGCUGAAGGUUCAGUUGCCACGCACCAACCCAUCCACCCUCUCCCUCUCCCUUCGUCUGCGAGAUCCUCAACCAACAAACCAAUAAAAUUCCCGAGUGGGGUGACGGAGAGAGAAAUAGAGGCAGAGAAAACAGAGACCUAGUUCUCCAUCUCCCUGUUUCAGAGAUUCGAUGGCGUCGUUGGGAGCUCCCGCGUCUCCGAAUUCCUGUCAGCUCCGGCGCCGCGCUCUCUUGCGCUCUUCCCCUGAUUCCAUCCGCCGGGUUUCUCCUUUCUUCCUACGGAACAUCCAGCUGUUGCAUUGGAGGAUCCGUGCGAGCUCAGUUGCCGGAAAUGGGAACGGGAACGCCGAUGGUCGGUCGUGGAUGGAGCCGGAGAAAGGCUCUGCAGAAUCGUUCUCUGGAUGGUCAGAGUCCGGGUCCGGGUCGAGGAAGGAGCGGCAGGGCCGACUCGGAGGGAUUGCUGCAGCAGGUGCUGCUGGAGUUAUUCUUACUGCUGGGCUUGCUCUUGCAUCAUUGUCAUUAGGCAAGAAGAGUAGUGCUGGAAUUAAGGCGCAAAUGAAACCCUUGACUUCACAGCAAGAAGCAAUAUUACUGUCUGAGAACAGAGAUGAAGUUGAUCAAGCAGCAAAAAAGUGCAGUUCUGUAACAUUAGAUGAAAAGGAUGAGCUUACAGGCAAAAGUUUAUCUGGUUCAGAAUGUGACACAGGUACAACCAAAGACUCUUUUCCAUGUGAAGAAUGUACUGAAGCAUCUUCUGAAAGCGGAUAUGAUGUGACCUCAACACAAACUGUUGAAUACGAUAACUCAAAAUCUGAUGUUGUUGGUCUCAAUGAUGUUGCCGUUACUAGUCAUGAAGUGGAAAAACAAGUUCAGCUCCCCACUGAUGUUGGAGAAUUUUCUUCCUUACCUGAUUCAAAUCCCAGUGCACCCGAUUUAUCUGCCACAGUUAAUGAUGAGUGUCCCGACCCAUCUAGCUUAAAAACAAUGACCAGUGAUGAAUCCCCUGAUGUAGUAGACACAGAUACAAGCCAAGGAAAAGUAGGCACUGACAUGAGCAAAGAAAAUAUAGGCAGUAUACAUCCAGCUAGCUUUCCCGUACCUGAUUCUAAUCAAGCUAGCUCUCAGGAAAAAUUUGAUGUCAUGGAGAAAAUUGAACAUUCCAAUCUUCAUUUCAAUGUGCCCAGUCCCUCUGAUAAUGAACUUUGCGAAGGCACACUGCCUUCUGAAUCUUCAUCUGUUGGAUCAGUUUAUGAGAGUUCCUCUCUGGAGUCCAACAUUGUUUUGUCAAUGCCGACCUCAAGUGAAGAAAUCACUUUUGAACUGAAUGACUCAACCCCACGGUUUCCUGUUAAUGAUGUUAAUGCAACAGUCACUGCACUCGGGGUGGAGACAGCUAAUUCUUUGGAAUCUUUACAUGGAAAUGUUCCAUACCCUAUUGGUGUUUCAGAAAAUGAUAGAAGCAGCUCUUUUGGUGCGUCACCAAGUCCUGAAAAUACCUUUUCCUAUGCUGGAAUUCCUGCUCCAUCUUUAGUUUCUGCAGCUCUACAGGUAACUCCUGGGAAAGUAGUGGUUCCUCCAACCAUUGACCAGGUUCAAGGGCAAGCUUUGGCAGCAUUGCAAGUCUUGAAGGUUAUUGACUCUGAUGUUCGGCCAGGUGACCUUUGUACACGUCGUGAAUAUGCCCGUUGGCUGGUUGCUGCAAGUAGUGCUCUCUCCAGGAACUCUAUAUCAAAAGUCUACCCCGCCAUGUAUAUUGAAAAUGUGACAGACCUUGCAUUUGAUGAUGUUACUCCUCAAGAUCCUGACUUCACAUCAAUUCAAGGUUUGGCAGAAGCAGGACUCAUCUCAAGCAAACUUUCUUCUGAAGGGGAGCAAGAUAAUUUUUUCUUUUCCCCUGACAGUCCUCUCUCACGUCAGGACCUGGUGAGUUGGAAGAUGGCAAUUGAGAAACGUCAGCUUCCCGAAGUUGAUAAAAAGACCCUUUAUCAACAAUCUGGCUUUAUUGACAUAGAUAGAAUAAGUCCACAUGCUUGGCCUGCUCUUAUGGCUGAUAUAUCUGCUGGAGAGCAUGGCAUAACAGCACUUGCUUUUGGCUAUACAAGGCUUUUUCAACCAGACAAACCUGUCACAAAAGCUCAAGCUGCCAUCGCUCUUGCUGUUGGUGAUGCAGCAGAGGUUGUUGGAGAGGAACUUGCUCGCAUUGAAGCAGAAUCAUUAGCUGAUACAGCUGUGACUGCACAUUCUGCUCUAGUAGCUCAAAUUGAGAAGGAUCUCCAUGCAGUCUUUGAGAAACAGCUUGCAAUGGAAAGGGAAAAAAUAGCAGCAGUUGAAAAAUUAGCGGAAGAAGCUACAUUAGAACUGGAGAAAAUCAAAGCUGAAAGGAAUGAGGGAAACAGUUUGCUUUUAAAGGGACGUGCUGCUGUUGAAUCUGAAAUGGAGGUUCUGUCAAAACUAAGGCAUGAGGUGGAGGAGCAGUUACAGAGUCUGAUGAGUGACAGGAUAAAGACAUCCAUUGAGCAUGAUAGGCUUAACAAACUUCGUAAAGAAGCAGAAGAUGAAAGCCAAGCUAUUAUUAAGUUGCAGUAUGAGCUGGAAGUUGAAAGAAAAGCUCUGUCUAUGGCUAGGGCAUGGGCUGAGGAUGAGGCAAAGAGAACACGUGAACAUGCCAAGGCAUUAGAAGAAGCAAGGUACCGCUGGGAGCAACGAGGCAUCAAAGUAAUUGUUGACAGUGAACUCCAGGAUGAUGCCGCUACAGAGUUAACAUGGUUAAAUGCUGAUGCUGAAAAACUUUCUGUUGGGCAAUCUCCAGUGAAAGAAACAAUUAGCCAGGGAGAAAACCUGGUGAAGAAACUUGAGGUUAUGGCUAGUGAAGUAAAAGGCAAGUCCUUUGCUGCAAUAAAGAGAAUUAUUGAGAAAAUAAAGUUCAUAAUUGAGCAUUUUAAAGUGCAAGCAGCGGAGGCAACAAACAAAGCCAGAGAGGUCAAAGCUGCUGCAGUUUCAACCUUAAAAAGCUCUGCUGAAGAUUUAUCACAGAAAACUGAAUCCUCAGUUGCUAGUUUCAGUUCAACAGUUAAGGAUGGGAUGAAGCGGCUCACUGAAGAAUGCAAAGAAAGUAUGGACAGGAUUUCACAGAAAUUCAAGAUGUGAUUGUCUGUGCGACUCCAGUUGGAAAUUUCGCUUUCCCCUCCACUUGUUCUUUAGAUAAUUGCCUUCUGCAAUUUACUAGGUGAGAUGUAAUUUUGACAUAAAGCUCUUUGUCCAUCAGUUUACAUCAAAGGGUAGCUAUCGAAAUCAAAUUGUUUUUGUGGCUUUGUAUGUCUAGUCUCUGUCCCUUUCCUGGGACCACAAUUUUAGCUCUCACACGAGGUGUUGACACUCGUACCCACCUCCAGGUUUUGCUGCGGGUUGGUUAUACCCCCAAAGACUGUGUAACUUCUCUUUCCUAAAUAAAAGCUGCUCUUUUGUAAAA